Molecule: messenger RNA, 1773 nt
Organism: Trichomonas vaginalis G3
Lineage: Eukaryota; Parabasalia; Trichomonadida; Trichomonadidae
Product: regulation of choline O-acetyltransferase protein
Exons: 1
Coding region: 1-1773 (590 amino acids)
Biological process (GO): proteolysis; cell adhesion
Cellular component (GO): cytoplasm; membrane
Molecular function (GO): metalloendopeptidase activity
Source: RefSeq, a predicted model, not a curated record
AUGCUAAUUUCAUUAAUAUCCUUUGCUUCAUCAGGAAAUUUUAAAUCAAUAUCGAAUCAAGCAGAUUAUAGCUUGAAGAGACAAUCUUUAGAAGAAGAUUUAUCUUCAAUAUCAUUUCAAAAAAUCAGAAUUCAAACUGACUACUCAUUCUUAACAAAAGAAAAUGACGGAUAUACAUGCAGAGGUACCAACCAGACAAUAAAAUGGAAGUAUGAACAAGCUUGCCAAGAGCAUGAUAUCAUUACAGAAGUGAAGGAAGAAGUAAUACGCGGAACCUUUGCUCAUGUUCUCGGUUUUGUUGAAGACCUAGUUAAAGUACGUCCAGUUGAGGAUCCAUUUACACUUCAGAACAAAUUCACAUCUUUGAAUACAAAGACAAGUAUCUACAGCACGGAUCUCCAUAUAACUGUUGUUGCAAGGCCAUACCCUACAACAAAUCAAAUCAGUACCUCUGUUUCUCUUCAAAAAGAUAAAUAUCUUAGACCACUCCAAGGAAUUAUAUAUAUUAACCCAUAUUAUAUUCCAGAUCAAAUACAAUCUGAUCAAACAGAUAAGCAAGAGUUCUUUAUUUCCUUACUCCAUGAUAUGCUUCAUAUUUUAGGCAUUUCAGUGGAUUCGUAUAAAGAUUAUCAUCCGAUCAAUUCUCUUACCACUCAUAAAACAAUUCUUUGCAACUUAACUGUUGGAGGAAUGAAGAGGACUUUCUUAUCAACUCCAUUUGCACAUAUCUUUGCAAAGAACAUGUAUGGAGUUGAUUCAUUCUCAGGUGAUGAUGGAUCAAAAUGCGUAUCAGGCAUAGAAUUAGAGAAUAACGUAUUUUAUAAUGAUGCCGAAUUAGAAUAUGUCAGUCACAGGGUUUAUUUCACAGAAAUCAUGACAAAUUCUUUAUUUAGGAACAUUGGAUCAGUACUUCGCCUUACUGAAGUUACAUUAUCCAUUUUGGCAGAUUCUGGAUUUUAUGAGGUCAAUUAUAGAAAGGGUAAACCAUUAUUAUGGGGUAAUCCAAAGUCAAUUGAUGGUGUUUCAAUACCAGAUUUCGCUUUAGGAUCGCCUUUGAAGACAUUCCCAGAAGGAUAUCUUGCCAAAGAUGGAUAUUCUAUCUAUCCAAGCUUUGACUACAAAUACUAUGGAACAACAUUAACAGAAGAAGCUCCAAAAUGUCCUUCCGAAACAGAAGAAGAUUAUUGCAAGCAUAAAGAUUUCUACAAUCCAAUGAAUGAGACAAAAAUUGGACACCAAGUUUUCGAUUACAUGCCUCUCAUUCUCCCAGAGAAAAUAUGCCCUCGCGGUACUGCUGCUCUUAAUGGAUCUCGUCAACAUUGCUAUCCAUACAAAUGCACAGACUACGAAAAGGUUGAAUUCAUCCUUGCAGGAAAAGAUGAAAACAGUGAUAAAGAGUUGGUUUUGGAGUGCAAUAAAUCAAACAUAUAUGAAAAAGUCACAUAUAAUUACUAUGAUCAAUCAUAUAAGUCAAUAAUUUCAGUAUCAUUUAUUUGCCCAUACGCAGCUCGCUUCUGCAGAAGUAUGGAACUUCAUGAUUCUAAUUUCGAAACGGAUCCUUUAGUUUUGAAGAGCAAAAAGACAAGCAUUUCACUCGGUAAGAUUCAGAAGAUUAUUAUAACUAUAUCUGUUAUUGCAAUUGUCAUGGCUUUAGCUGGUGUCUUCGUAUUCUGGCUUAUCAAGAAAUUCAAAAAGGACGGAAGCAACGCUAUAUUUGUAGCAGGUCAUGCAGAGUUGGAUGAAAAGCAAGCUGCUAUGCUCGAAGACUUUUAA